AUCCACGCGACGCUCGGCAAGGUCGAGGCCGUCAAGGUCGUCAUGCAGGACUCGAUCGAGCUCGCGCUCCAGAACUGCGUGUCCCUCGAGGCCAUCGACCAGAAGGCCGACGAGCUCCAGAGCCAGGCGGGCAUGUUCAAGAGCAAGGCGAAGAAGCUCCGGUCCCAGAUGUGGUGGAAGAAGUGCAAGAUGCAGCUCCUCAUCACGUUCCUCGUGCUGACGAUCAUCGGCGUCAUCGUCAUC
Molecule: messenger RNA, 243 nt
Organism: Aureococcus anophagefferens
Lineage: Eukaryota; Pelagophyceae; Pelagomonadales; Pelagomonadaceae
Exons: 1
Biological process (GO): vesicle fusion; vesicle-mediated transport
Cellular component (GO): plasma membrane; SNARE complex
Molecular function (GO): syntaxin binding; SNAP receptor activity
Source: RefSeq, a predicted model, not a curated record